Messenger RNA from Sphenostylis stenocarpa, 192 nucleotides. Lineage: Eukaryota; Viridiplantae; Streptophyta; Magnoliopsida; Fabales; Fabaceae. The record is from the annotation of a GenBank genome assembly.
GAGAAGAAGAUAGUCUGGCUUGGAGUUUUCUUUGGAGCUGGUUUGCAGGCUGGGGCUUUGGAGGUGCCUGAACUAGGUUUGGCAGAAGUCUCUUUCCUCACUUGCCCUGCAGAGGAAGAAAAUUUGUCAAUAGUUUUGUCAGCUUUGAGGGAUGCCAUUUUAAAUACUCUUCUAAGCAAACACUUCACCUAG